Anopheles maculipalpis is the source of this 990-nucleotide messenger RNA. RefSeq lists its product as uncharacterized. The record is from RefSeq and is a predicted model, not a curated record. Bases 1 to 990 code for a protein of 329 amino acids. The transcript is spliced from 3 exons. NCBI's taxonomy places the organism in Eukaryota, Metazoa, Arthropoda, Insecta, Diptera, Culicidae.
AUGCAUUUGACAGUUGUACUAGCAGCACUUGCUUUCUUGCACUUUCUACCAGAGGGCGCUAGCUUGCGAAGCUGUGAAAUAGCCACUCGUAAGAUAGUUCAUCGUUUUUAUCCACUGCGACACUGUCAACGUUCCAAUCGCACCGUGAUCGGUCUGAAGAAUGUGAAAACGGUACGUGAAUGUGCUGAUUUUGCACGCGACAAGCAGGGUUUGGCGUUCAACUUUGCACCGCUGGAUCGUAACAGCAGCAAUUGGUUUGAUUUGGUGAAGGAACGUGAGCAGAAUAAAUCCACCGUGCCACCAUGGAAACCACAGCCACCGCGUGUUGCGUACAAUUCGUUCGGGUUCGACGAUUUUUACAACUGCCAUGUGCUCGAUUGUCCAGAGUAUCGUAACCUUUCGACGGUUGUUAAUGAUACGCGAUUUGAUUACUACACGCUGUAUGCGAGAUUACUGCCUUCAGCAAACGCCACCUGCAUACCUUCGAUUGGGAUGUUUAUUUUUUCGGAUACUAGACAGAAUUACUCCAACGCGUACAACUCCUGUAUCACUGCUGGUGGCAGUCUGGCACACAUUGCUAGUGAUGCUAGAACGUUCCACUUGUCUAAGUAUAUUGCAACUUACUUACCGACCGGAAACUAUACAACGGCAAACUCUACCAACGAAACAACAGUUGAACCUCUGUACUAUGUGGGAUUGAACGAGACGUUAAAGAAUCGAUUUUUCACCUCAGCCGAAGAACGCUUGGAUAGCUUCAGCUUUCGAGCGUGGGCUCCAGGACAUCCGGACCGCAAUCGGCAACCGCCCAGCUGUGUGGCCCUAACCGAUGAAGGAUCCUGGAAAGUUUACAGCUGCAUCCGAUCAUUGCCAUACAUCUGCGAGCUGCACACCUCAGGGCCAGCUCUCUAUCCGCCAAAGCUGAAACGGAAAUGCUUCGUCAAACGUCCUAACAACAGAAAAGCUCCCUCCCGACGAACAACAACACUAUAG